AAAUAAUUAAAUAGUAAAACAUAUUUAGUCAUAACUCAGUCCCCUCACAUCUUGACUCUAUAAAUCACCUCUUUCGCUUGAAUGUAACAUGUUUUUCUGUGGCACAGAUACAGUAUCUGAAAGGGUAGCUAGCCUAAUAGCUCCUAGCUAGCUAGCUAGCUUCAGCAGUUGACCUUUCACCUCCCACCCAUCUCACGUGGAAGAAGCCCCGAGAAAAGAAAAAAAGGGGGAAAGUGCACGUUCCGGUCCGUCAGAAGACCCCCGGAACGAAGGCCCGCAGGCCGAAGAGCGCGUCCUCGUGCGCGUGAGGACUGCCCGGGCUGCAAGCGCUGUACGCCGGCGAAGAUGACGAUGAUGACGGCGGCGAGGAUGAGGACGAGGAGGACGACGACGAAGAAGCAGGCAGUUAAACCCUAAGAUCAGGAGCAGAAGAACAACAAAUCUAAGCGCUACAGCCAAGAAAAGAAAAACAGGAAGUAGAGAAGGAGUACGGAAAAAGAAGAAGAAGAAGACAACAGGAAGUAAACAAGAAAGGGAAACAGGCAACAGGAUGUAAACAAGAAGUAGUGAACAACAGGAAGUAAAAAAGAGGUUGGUAAAAGAAGAAGUAAGCGAGAAGAAGUAGUAAAUAAGAAAUAGAACACAAAGAGAACUACAAAAGGAAAGGGAACAAGAGGAAGUGCAUAGCAGGAAGUCUUAUUUUAGACUUUUGCUCCACUCGGUGAGUCAAACAGGACCCUUGGCAACCAGGUGUGUUCAGGCCACGCCCCUCCUCGAAACACCACGCCUGGAUUGUCUGGGUCCCUUAUUUCCACUCUCAAAAAGAAUAAAGAGGCUGUGAUGUCAUCAUCUGACCACAAACAUGAAACCCACGAGGUGCACCAGAAUCCUGCAGCAACCCACCAGAUUCACUCAAAGACCCAUGAGACCUACAAGAGUUCGCCACACACCCUCAUGAGUCUUGCAGAGACCAAUGAGACCGAUCCGAGUCUCUCAAAGACCCACCAGUGUACCACUGAGACCUACCAUAGUCUGACAGCCACCAUCCUGGGUCCUACAAAGACCCAUGAAACCGAUCAGAGCCCUGAAAAAACAAACCAGCGUACAACAGUCACUCUCCUAAGUCCUGAAGAGAUACACGAGACCAACUACAGUCCUACAGACACCCGGCAGAGUCCGUCACAGGCCCAUGAAACCCAUGAGAUGCACCAGAAUCCCACAGAGACCAUCGAGAUUCCCACAUCGACCCAUGAAAGUUCCAUUGAGAUCCACUAUAGUAUUUUAGAGACUCAACAGAGUUGCUUAAAGACCCAUGCGAGUGACACUAGUCCCCCAGAAACCCAUAAGACCCACCAAAGUCCUGGAGAAGAAGCACAGCCUCUCAUGGAACACCACCAGGAUUCCCAAACAGUUAACCUGAAAAACAGAGAACAUGAGUCAACGAAGGAACAGGGAGAAACUGAACUUGAAAAUGAAACAUCUUCAGCAUCGGGAUCCCCCCCUGCUGAAGACCAGAAAAACCCUCACAGUUCUGCAAUGACGAGAACUUCAAGCACACCUGUGACACGUCACUUAAAUACUCAUCAGGCUCCUUCAUCUGCUGACCCUGAUUCCCAGCAGGUCCCCGCCCACUUUUCAGGUUCUUCUUCAGAGGAGCCAAAACUUUGCGGCUUCCUGCAAAAACAGGGCGGGCCUCUGCGUGCCUGGAAGCAGCGUUGGUUCACCUAUGAGGAGAAGAAGAACCAGCUGUUUUACUACCGCAUGCCACAGGAUGUGAUGCCGCUCGGCCGAGUGGACCUCAGCGCUGCCACCUUCACUUACCCACUAAAGGCCGAGACGGGCACCUUCCACAUCAAGACACCGGAACGCACCUUUAUCCUAAAGGCUGUGAAUCAGGAGCUGAUGCUUUAUUGGCUGCAACAGCUGCAGGUCAAACGCUGGCAACACAGACAGACCACCUCUUGUCCCGACUCAACAAACACCACCGCAGACGAAUUCCUGCCUUUGUUGAAGAGUCCUGUGGGCUUGGUGGGUGAGGAGGCAGCGAACAUGGCUCCUCAAAGGACGCCACUCGCUAACAUGUCAAUCAAGCAUCCUUUCAUCGGGAUCCAGAACUCUGUUCAUAAUCUUCGCAAGAGGUCAUCCCAGGAGUUUCCUCAAAGUGUCUUUUACGUCCAAACCCCAGCAGUGGACCCGGAGGACGCCUCCAACGGCACCGUUGGACAGGUGGUGCAAGGCAGAGGAAGACACCCUCGACUGGAAAGUCAGUGGAGGAAGAAGAAUUUUCGCUCCUCUCCUGAGACGGUGCAGAUGUCGUCGGAUCAGAUGUUGUGCCUCCAACAGGACAAAGAGAUGCUGAUCGAGGAAGUUAAAGCCCAAAAGGAGCUGGUGUGGCUCCUUCACAAAGCCUUGGAGGCGGCUCAGCUGGAAAAACGAACAUGCUCUGACUUUGUGGCGGCUGAGGGCGAGCAGGAGCGUUUGGAGCUGCUCCGGCACCGCGAGCGCCAAGCGGCCGACUUGCUCGGCCGAUUGGAAGAAACCAAGAUGGCGGCGGAAGCGGCCAGGCAGUGCCUGGUUGAGCGAGACCUGCAGGUGUGCCAGCUGCAGGAGGAUGUUAGGAUGCUGAUAGAGAAGAACAAGGCCAAGCAGGAGGUCAUCAUCAAGCUCGCUGAUCAUGUCACGGCGUGCACGUGCAAACCUCCACGCUCUGCGGACUCCACACAGCUGCAGCAGCACGUCGAGAACCUGAAGGACGACAUAGAGGCCUACAAGACUCAGAACAAGUUUCUGAACUCUGAGAUCUACCAGCUGACCAAACUGUGGAGGAAGAGCUCCGAACAGGAGCGAAGUAUGAUGGUCAAGUGUGCCGAGCUGGAGGCACGUCACUGCCAAGCUGAGAGUCGCUACCUGGGAGGCCUGCAGAAGCUGCAGGAAAACAAAAGCCUCGAUCUGGACCAGCGGCAAGCAAUCCAAAAGCUGAUUGAGGACGCUCUGAAGGGGGAGAUGAAGGGUGUCCGACCCAACGUGAACAGUGAACACGACAAAUACGGCUUCAAAAUAAUUCCAGACUACGAGGUUGGCGACGUGAAGCUUCUGGCCAAGAUCCAGGCACUGGAGAUUCGCUCAAACAACCUGAUGCAACAGGAAAGUCGAGAACGUCCCUUGUUGAACCGCUGGGCCCAGUAUCUCGCCGGCAGGUCGGAUGACGACCUUUGCCCAUCACCAGAGCUCAAAGGUCUGCUACGUGGUGGUGUCCCUCAUGAGUACCGGCAGAGACUUUGGCGCUGGGUGGUCAGAGCCAGAACCAGGGCCGUUCGGGAGCGUCACCCGUGUCUCUAUCAGCAGUUUUGUGACAAGAGUCACACGUGUCCUCAUCCGGCCUCCAGACAGAUCCAGUUGGACCUUCACAGGACUCUGACCAGCAAUCAGAAUUUCUCUUCACCAUCUAGCCCCACCCACCAGCAGCUACAGCGCAUCCUAUUGGCCUUUUCCUGGCAGAACCCCGCUAUUGGCUACUGCCAGGGACUUAACAGGUUGGCAGCCAUUGCUUUGCUCGUCCUCCAGAGUGAAGAAGACGCUUUCUGGUGUCUUGUGUCUGUGGUGGACACCAUCAUGCCUCAGGACUACUACACCAAGAACUUGCUGGCCUCACAGGCGGACCAACACGUAUUUAAAGACAUCCUGGUGGAGAAACUUCCUCGGCUGGCGGCGCACUUUGACCUUCACGGAAUCGAUGUGUCUCUCGUCACCUUCAACUGGUUCCUGGUGGUUUUUGUGGAGACUCUUCCCGGUGACAUCCUUCUACCUCUGUGGGAUGCCUUUUUAUACGAGGGCACCAAGGUGAUCUUCAGGUAUGCACUGGCGCUCUUCAAAUACAAAGAGGAAGACAUCCUGAAGAUUAACGACAGCGUGGAUAUCUACCAAUACCUUCGCUUCUUCACCAAGACCAUUUCUGAUGGCAGGAAGUUGAUGGGCAUCGCCUUCGGAGACAUGAACCCAUUUCCCGGCCGCUUGCUGAGGAACCGGCGAGCUUUUCACUUGGAGCGUCUGCAGGCAGAGCUGCGAGAGUUGGAGGAACAGCAAAGGACUUUUGAGGCCGUGUGUGGGGAACGUAAAGACAAAGAACUGGACAACACCGCCAGCGAGGAUGAGGAGGAGCUAAGUUGAAUGCCUGUCUUAUCUUUGGUUACAGCGCAUCAUUUCACUUCCACACUCUUACCCAUCAUGUAUUUCAAGUUAGCAUUCCUCCACAUUUUUGUUGUUUUUGCUAAGCAUUAUGGCCGUCUCGUUCGAGUGCGCAUAAAAGUUCAUUUGACAGCAAAAAAAUUCAUUUUGGUUAUUUUUUAUCGUCACUUAGAGAACAAAUACAGUAAACCUCGGAUAUAUCGGAUUCAAUUGUUCCCACUGGUUUUGUCCGAUAUAAGCGAAAUCCGUUAUAUGCGUGUACCGGAAAAUGUCCGUUUUACGCAUAUAUCGGAUUUAUACCCGGUAUAUGCGUAAAUCGGAUUUUAUCCGUUAUAAAAAGGCACUUCCUUGACUAUGUUUCCAAUGUACCUGGACGCGCAGGCAACGCUGCAAACGCUGCAAAUGACGUCGUAUAGCGGCCUGUCACGAGUCGGCGAAUCGGAGCGCCACGAUGCGGCCAUCCGAUAUAUGCGAGGGAAAUUUAAUGGAAAUGCAUUGGAACGGGACUGGAGACUUUGUCCGAAAUAGGCGAAAUCCGUUAUAAAAAAUCCGAUAUAUGCAAUGAAUUUUUAUUGGAAAUGCAUUACAGAAAAAUUGGUUCUUUUUUUAUCUGUCCGUUGUGAGCGAAUUUCCGUUAUAUCUGAGGUUUACUGUACUGCGUUUUUUGCAGUGUAGUGCAGUAAAAAAAGAUGCUUGCAUCAACACAGACGAGCCAUUAUGCCCUAUUUGUUCAAAAGCGAUGGCAACAAAAAUAACUUGCCCAUCUCAAACAUAUCCACCCGACCCGGUUUUCACAUCUGUGGAAAAAAAAUACACAUCAACAUUCAACGUUCCGACAUUCAACACUCACUGAUACAUUUGAUUGACAGAGUUAAUACAAAUGGAACUGCACAAAAUGGUGUGCGUGUGCACUUAGGCGCCAAUUUAAAACAUCCAUAUGACAUUUGAGGCCAAAGAUGUAGAUCUUAUUUUUUUAUUUCACUAUUUUCUUAAAAAAACAAAUAUACAUAAGAAAGGAUAAAUAUAAAAAAAAUAUCCAGGAACCGAAGAAAAAAAGUUGGACAUUACAAAGUUUUUACUGCAGAGAGAAAAAGCCAAACACUCGCGUGCGGUCACAUGACGGCAUCGAGUCACGUGACUUUCACAACGUGAAGAAGAAAGCAUGGUCAUGCAACUACAGCUGCAGCUUCUAGCUAACGUCUGUGGACUUCAAAUCCAACAAGUCAGCAGUUGGAAGGACAAUGUUAACCCCGCCCCUCCAUUACUGUUGGCCAACGUUUGCUGUGAUUGGCUGAUUCUUCAAGCUUGAAUUGUUUCAAAAACCAGACUUCGCCUGCUUGUGUGCAACCGGCCACCUCCUCCGUAGCUACACACACACAACCAACCAACCAACCACCUGGGGGGGGCGUCACCAUCAUCAGCUGAGCAUCAUGAGUAGGUAAGUGUGUGACCGAGUUCUGAUUUCAACACCAGAACUCGUCUACGAGAUCCAGUCCCAGUGGACACAGCGUCGCUAGUUUCCUGUCUGGAGAUCUCAGCGCCUCACUCCAGGAAGACUUUGUGUUAUUGCCAACACCUCCACAGGAAGCUCCACCCACACCAGAAAAAGUCCAUGUGACCUUAGUGCGUGAGGGGGGGGGUCAGCUUCUGCCCGCCUCCAAUGUACAGUGGCAGUGGAAAUAGGCGUUCCACUCGUGGCGUUUAUUGAGCCGUUCAUUUGUAGUUCUGGUUUUGAGGGUCGGUGGUGGUUCUUAUUCUUGGGUCAUUAAUGGUUCUAAUGUUUAGGUAACUGAAGGUCCUCUUGCUUGGGUCACUGAUGUUUCCAACUGGGUUAUUGUUGGUGGUUCUGAGGGCUCGGUCAUUGGUGGCUCUAAAGUUUGGGUCAUUAAUGGUGUCAGUGGUGGUUCCAACUGGGUUAUUGUCGAUGGUUCUGAUGUUUGGGUCCUUAAUGGUGUCAAUGGUGGUUCUGAUGUUUGGGUCAUUGAUGGUUCCAAUUGUUUUUUUGUUGGUGGUUCUGAUGUUUGGAUAUUGAUGCUUCUGAGCGUUGGGUCAGUGGUGGUUCUGAGAAUUGGCUCGAUGGUCGUUCAGUUUGGGGUAUUGUUGUUGGUGGUUCUAAUGUUUGAGUCAAUGGUGGCUCUGAUGUUUGGAUCAUUGAUGGUUCUAAUGUUUGGGUCAUUUAUGGUUGCAAUUGUUUUUUUUUGUUGGUGGUUCUGACGUUUGGAUAUUGAUGCUUCUGAGAGUUGGGUCAGUGGUGCUUCUGAGAAUUGGCUCUAUGGUCGUUCAGUUUGGGGUAUUGUUGGUGGUUCUGAUGUUUGGGUCAUUGGUGGUUCUGAUGUUUGGGUCAUUGAUGGUUCUAAUGUUUGGGUCAUUGAUGGUUCUAAUGUUUGGGUCAUUGAUGGUGUCAAUGGUGGUUCUGAUGUUUGGGUCAUUAAUGGUUCCAAUUGUUUUUUUGUUCUGAUGUUUGUCAAUUGUGAUUCAGAUUUUUGCGUCAAUAACGGCUCUGAUGCUUGGGUCAUUGAUGGUUAUGUUUGGAUCUGUGUUGGAGGUUCUUUUGUGUCAAUUUUUGCUCUGGUGUUUGGUCAGUGGUGGUUCUAAUGUUUGGAUAAGAACUACUUCCUCCAUCUUGCUUGACCUUUGACAUGAUCCUUUCAAGAUCCUUCAGGCGAUCGAUCAAUGAGAGAUGAGAUGUCCUCAGAUGACAUAAUCAUCAUCGUUAUUAUCCAGGUGUUACAAAGCGUCAUCAAAAAAGAUGAAGGGGGAAAAAAAAAGUUGCUGACAAAGUGAAGAUGAGUUUUCUAUAUAAAAAAAAAAAUCAGCAGUGCUUCCAUAUAAAGUGCUUGGUUACGUCGUUACGUUGUCUUAUUAUUAUUAAAAUAUUGUUUUCCUGGAGUGAAAACACAGUAAACAUGUUACACGUUGGUAAAAAUAAACUUCUGGAAUGUCUCUUUUCUUUUAAGAAGUCCCAUUGGCUGAUUUUGUCAAGCCGAACUCGUCCCGGGAGCCUGAAAUAAGGAAAUAAUUCCAAUUAAUAAUCACAGUGUCAAUCACAUUGGCGUACAGAAUGACAAGUGCAUGAUGGGACAGUUAUAGAUCAUCUAAAUGAUCAGCUAGCUAGCACAACUAGCCCUAGCUACACAUCAUACCAUGCCGUGAUGUGUCACUCUGUCCGCACGACGAGUCGUUAAAGCACAGCGGUGACCACAAAAUAAACAGAAAGUGAUGAUGAUGAUGAUGAUAAGGCGGUUAGCAUGGCUCCAUGUGCUUCAAUUCAUGCUGGGGUUAGCAUGUCUGCUUUACGUCCACAAGGAAGUCUGUUAGCACAUGCACGUUUGUUAGCAUGCUCUGGUUAGCAGGCGGUGGUUGUUUUGGCAGUGACGGCGGCGGGCUCUCUGGGAGGGGCGGAGUUUGGCGAAUGCAGCAGGCUGACAAACAGAAAGAGGGUGGAGGUGGGCAGGUAGACGCAGAGGAAGAGGACGACGUCCUCGCUCAGACAGAGGACAAAGUCGCUGUGCUCCGUCAGCGCCCAGUCCACGAGCACCCCGACCAACAGGUAGUACACCUGGAACUCCUGAAGAUCCUCCCACUCUUCACCGAUCUCUUGAGGCCACGCCCCCACCUCUUCAGAUUCACUCUUGUCAUCGGUCAUCUUCUCGUCUCCGAGGCUGUCACUCACCAUGGGCUUCAUUUCCGCCCCCUCCGAUGUCGUUGCCUUCACUCUGCUCCGCCCACGGCCAGCGACGCGUUCCAUACGGCGGCUGCUUUCCACAAACUCCUACGUAGAGCGCCAACAAAUGAGCGAUGUUGAACAUUUGUGGUGGUGUAAAGGUCACACUUAGCUUCUUCUCACCAUUAGAGCCUUGUCCAUGAAGAACUCCUUCCCCGGGGUACCGUCGUUGUACUUGGUAUCGAUGGCGAAGCACAGGAAGAGCACGUCCACCACCAUUUCGAAGACAGACAGGAAGCAGUGCGCCACCAGGAAGGCGAAGAGACAAACGAUAACCAGCGGCAGCAACCACUCGGCAUAAUCACGCCGGGCGUUGAGCAGCAGCACGCCGGCAAACGCCGUGGUGGUGACGAUGAGGAUCUAACGGAGGAUCACGCACGUUCACCUUUCGGGUGAUUGCUCUACGUGAUUGCGCAACAGGAUGUACUCACCUUCCCCAAGAAGAGCACCAAGUCUCCGAUGGCAUUGACGGUGGCGACUCGAAGGGCGUUCUCCACCAGGAGGACAAAGGCGUCUCGCGCCGAUGUGCAGAAGCUGGUGCUGUUGAUGGCGGUCGCUGCGUACGCAUUCUGGUCCGUGGACAGGAAGUGACACAUCAGAAAUAAAAGUCCACAUAAUGCAAAAAAAUAAAAAAAAAGUCACCUGGUUCAGAUAAUUGAGGCACUUCUCCAAACACCACAAACAGCAGAUGCACGACUUGAGCACGCAGCGAGCGCACGCGUUCUCCUGAAACACACGUGCGUGAGCUUGAUGGGUCGACGUCACCUGAGUUUGAGUGACGGGCGUCGCUACCUUUCCUUUGAGCUGCUUGCUGACGUAAAUGAGGAGGAGUCGAGGGAUCUUGACCAGCGUGAUGAUGAAGGAGCCUUUCGCCACCGUGCCCACGUGAUACCUGAGCAGCCUCAAAGCUGCGCGCACGAUUGGCCACGCAGGAAGUCGCUUCUUGUCCCUGCAAACGCCGAUGCCGUCACUACACCCGUGACACACACACACACGCGUGUUUUUGUGCAUCAGGUAAUCAUACCUGGUAAAGUAGUACGUGACCACCGCGCCAGCCACGGUCAUCUGCUGGCACGCCAGAAUGAACUCUGUGAUCCACACAAGACCCACGGCGUGGUACCAGGUCAGGUACUCCAAUGGCCCCGUCAGGCGGAACUCUAUCAGGCCGGUCUCCUCGUUGUGGACUGGGUCUCCUGCAACAACCCAGCAGACCCAACAUCAAACACAACAUCAGCAGAAACUGGAACCCGUUUAUAUUGACGCCCAAAAACAUGUCAGCCCCCCGGUCGCCAAUUAUGACCACAUGAUUUGAAACAGGAAGUGAGAACUGAAGACACACCGCUGGUUCCCAGGAAGAGCAGAACCAGGAUCCAGUAUAUCCAGAAGACGAGCAGCAGCAGGAAGGUGAUGAAGGGCUGGAGGGUGAGGAGGGGCAAGUGGAUGAAGACUUUUCCCGCCACGUGGAACAAAGCGAUAGCCAACGCCACUCGCUUCCUCAUGAAGAGCAUCAGCAGCAGCAGGAUGACCUGCAACAUUCCGUAACAUUCCAAUCAACACUCCAAGGAACAGACCGCAGUCGUGUAUCUCUCAUGUGUUUAAAACAACAGGAAGCAUGUUUUAUUUUGAAGUACCGUGAAAACGGUGGCAGCGAUGGCGUACACGAGCAGCGUCUGGUUUCCAUCUGGCGUCGGCUCGUCGUCUUUUGUCACCUUUGUGUGGGUUUCAUUUCCAUGGAGACGGUGGUCAACAUAGAACCACCAGAGCACGCUGGUACCAGCUGAGACGGGACAUAUCUCGCUUACAUUCCACUCUUAUUGUGAAAAGAACAGCAAAAGGAAGUAAGCUCACCCAGAGACCCGAGGACCGCCAAGGAGGUGAGGAUCCAGACGAGGACGGCCGAGAUGUAACGGAUGAUCACCAUGAGCAUCAUGGAGAGCACUGUGACACACAAGUCAUAGGUCAAGCUCCCGAAAAUCCCACUUUGGGAUUUUCACAAUAAAACUCACUCAGUGCCAGAAGACAAAGUCCCACGAUGACCUCUUUACUGGCCGCCACGCCAGCGAUGACUCGAUGCAGAAACGAGUUAUCGCUGACAAAGGUCACCACGGCCUCUGCGAACUUGGUAUAACAAGCGAUGUCCAGGGGCGUACAGCGGUUGAAAAGCGGCAACGGUUUGCUGGGUGACAAAGCAAAGGUCAGACGGGGGCUUGGAGGACAAAGGGGAGGGGCCAUAAAGACAAACGCACCUCGGCGGGACAGGAAGUUUGGGACACUUGGAGAACCUCUCGGGCAGACCCGGGUACUUGUGACCAGCUAACUCGUACGAACACAGCUCGGAACCUGAAACCCACACACACAUCUUUGUCAUGAGCAUUUUUGAUGUCAUGUGACCACGCAUAACCAAUUAUUGAUGAGGGUCCACUGUCGGCAUUUCUGGUUGGAUUUCAGUUUUGAGUUCAGUCUGGAUAAUCAAAUCUGGAUUAUGUUGCUUGGUCACCAGAAUACACUUCACCCGUUUGCUCCUCCCUCUGCAAAACCUUGAUUACUCUUGUAACUUAUCAAGGUAUCGAUUAAUCGAAUCAUCGGAUCAAACACUUUCUACACACCACUCUCAAUGACAAUGAACAGAUCGUUCGUUAAGUGUGCAUCCAUUUAACACACACAAUGAAAAGGAUAUUUAAGAAGUAGUGUCUGAUGUGCUAAUGGUGGUAACUAAUUUAUUGAAUGAAUUACGUUACAUUUUUUUAGCGUAAUUAACGCGUAUGCAUCAUGGCAAACCAUGUUCAUUCAUUCAUUCUCUACCGCUUUUCCUCGCGGGGGUGCCUAUCCCAGCUGUCUUCGGGCGAGAGGCGGGGUACACCCUAGACUGGUGGCCAGCCAAUCACAGGGCACAUAUAGACAAACAACCAUUCACACUCACAUUCAUACCUAUGGACAAUUUGGAGUCGCUAAUUAACCUAGCAUGUUUUUGGAAUGUGGGAGGAAACCGGAGUACCCGGAGAAAACCCACGCAUGCACGGGUAGAACAUCCACACAGAGAUGCCCGAGGGUGGAAUUGAACCCUGGUCUCCUAGCUGUGUGGUCUGCGCACUAACCACUAGACCGCUGUGCCGCCCGCAAACCAUGUUAUGACGACAAUUUUCUUAUGACACAGUUUAGUUGUCCACAGUCUUGACGCUUUUUGGAUUUUUUUCUGACCUGAACGCAUCAACAAAUCAACAAAACAAAUCCAACAUCAUAUAUCGAUCUUUGACUUUUUUUUUCGAAAAUAAUAAUAAUAAUUUUUUCAAUACAGAUACUCCAUGCUGGCUUUCUUACUGAUAUCAAAUAUACCGAUAUCGUCCAGCACUUCAUUACCAAUACGAUAUCAACCCAUAUAGACCUUCCCUUGAAUAUAUAGACCUUCCCUUGGAUGCCACUAAAUGCAUUUUACAAAUGCAGUCGUCCCUCGCCCCUUCGCGCUUUCAGGUCUAUCAUGGUUUUCCAUAAAUAUAUUCAUAAAUCAUCUCUUGUUUCUUGGUUGAGUAAAAGAAAUAUGCAUAUUUAAGCAAACUGUACAUGUUUUUAGCCUAAAUUAAUAAUUUUCAAGCAUGAAAAUAGCUGCAAAUAAAACAUUAAGAAGACAAAUUCAAAUUGUGAUUGUAGUAUUUUACAUUGGUCACUAGGUGUCACUAAGUACCAGACUUGAGCGCCUGGAACAACACGCUUUAAUUGCAGGUUUAGAUGAUCUCACAACAGGCACAUUAAUAAUUACAUAAUAAUUAUAAUAAUAACACAGGCUACCGUGUCCACCGUAACCCACGACAACCUAAAACGCAACUCUGAACCCCUGUCAUCACUUCCUGUCCACACGGAAGACAUAUACUGCAGCUUAUUUUAUGUAAUUAUACCUAUUGGGUAAUUAAGAGUGUAAAGGUGACUAUAGGGGUGUUAUUUCAUGUCUACAGAGCUCUAAUGCGAUAAACUGUAUAUAUAAGGUUUUCUAUGCGCUAACUAUGAAAUUAUUCCACAUAGCAAUAAGGAAUCCUACUUUGUGGAAAUUGACCCAUCACAGUCGGGUCUGGAACCAAUUAGCCGCCAUAAAAGUGCGAUGAUCUCACCAUUGACCAUGGCGAACUUCAUCAGGUCCUGGUAGGUGUUGAGAACUUCAGGGGGACACAGGGACACGCACAGAGCCACCGACUUAAUUUUCCUCUGAACAAUGUCGAUGUUGCAAGGAUCAAGGAAGAAGACA
Doryrhamphus excisus (bluestripe pipefish) is the source of this 12143-nucleotide messenger RNA. The record is from RefSeq and is a predicted model, not a curated record. NCBI's taxonomy places the organism in Eukaryota, Metazoa, Chordata, Actinopteri, Syngnathiformes, Syngnathidae.